AGUCAGAGGUGAAGAACAAGUUUCUCAGAAAUGGCUAAAAGGGUAAGUCUCCUUUUCCCCUAAAUUUUGUUCAUUUGCGGUCUAUUUAUAAAUCUUAUACUAUGAUUUUUGUUCUAUUUGUACUUUCAUCAGUACCAGGCCGUUGGUAGAGCUCUUUCAUUGGAGUCUGAUGAACAUCCCAAGCUUUGGGCUACCAAUGGAGAUAGCGAAGCAUCAACCAGUAAAACUAUCCCAUUUGAAAAAGAAGUUGGUGAGACUCGGAAUUGGCUGGAAGGACUGCCUCGUGAUGUCACAGUGGCGAUACUCAAAAAGGUUGGGGUCAUUGAUAUACUGAAGAAUGUUCAGAAUGUGUGUACCUCAUGGCACAAAAUCUGUCAAGACCCUGCAUUGUGGCGGUCCAUUGACAUGUCCGACAUCAACCCUUCCUAUCUGCCGCCAAAUAAGAUGUUCGAGAUAGUCAAGCAAGCAAUUGAUCGAAGUUGUGGCCAGUUGAUCGAUAUCAACCUCAAGUAUUGCUGCAAUAACGAUAUCCUCAAAUACAUUACUCUCAGGAAAAAUCAGGUGAGACGUCUUAAACUUGUUUCGUGCUGGCACAUUACCAAUUAUGGAUUAAGUGAAGCUGCUAAAAAGAUGACAUCCAUAGAAGAACUCUAUCUUCAUUUGGGGAGAAUCACAGAAGUAGGUCUUGAAAAUGUUGGGCGCAGCUGCCCUGGUCUGAAAUCACUCACACAUAAUCAACAUAGUAUAUUCAUCAAUGUGGAUAAUCCAAAUUCCGUAGCACUUGCUAUCUCAAGAACUAUGUCUCAGUUGCGUCACCUGAACCUUAUUGGGAAUUACAUGACUAACACAGGCCUGCAAGCCAUUCUAGAUGCUUGCCCUCAUCUUGAAUCACUUGAUCUUAGGCUGUGUAAUAAUAUUGACCUGUCUGGUGAGUUGGGUAAAAAAUGUUCUUCUAUAAAGACAUUCCGCCACCCCAAUGAGUUUGUUGGUCGAGGGAGGUCUAUCCUAGACCUAUACGAUGAUAAUAUUGACCUAGAUGAUGAUUUUGCUGAUGAAUAUUUUUUUUUUUAUGACUAAGUGAUUCUUAUAAACCCAAAAUAACUAAAACAUUUGUUAUAUGUUUCAUGUCAUCCUUUUGUCUUUACUUUAGACCCAUGUAUUUUAUCUUGACUUUUCAAGUUUUUUGUACUGAAAACUCUGAUUAUGUGGUAGUGUUAUUGCAUUGUUUUAGA
This is a messenger RNA of Impatiens glandulifera, 1232 nucleotides long. RefSeq names its product putative F-box/LRR-repeat protein 23. The transcript is spliced from 3 exons. NCBI's taxonomy places the organism in Eukaryota, Viridiplantae, Streptophyta, Magnoliopsida, Ericales, Balsaminaceae. Bases 406 to 1077 code for a protein of 223 amino acids. Gene Ontology annotation, molecular function: protein binding. The record is from RefSeq and is a predicted model, not a curated record.